GAUGAUGAUGCUCCCGUACCGGUCCUUGCACGGGUACUGGCACCAUAUUCGUAAGCGGAACAAGACAAUAUUGUUGCUGCGAUUCUGAUUGCCUAAUCGAUUGACAAUCGACUACAUCACCACAAUUAUCGGUCGAUCGGUCAAUCGGUCAAUCCAAGAACUACUCAUUCGAUUGUUUGUUUCAUUGUCAUUGUCAGCAUUCAUUGUUGAACUCACUAAAGGACGAGCACUAUUCAAAUUGAUUAUUUUACAAGUAUUACACCUACUCGAUCACGUUUUCCAGUACUUAUCUCUGUUUUCCUUCGUCCGCACAAGACAGAGCACUUGUCAACCAAUAAAGACUUGCGAUUUUUACAUGGGUACAGAAGAUCAUGCGUACUGACCUCACUGAUCUCGACGACAGCACCAGCAUUGAGUUUAGACCUCAGGCCUCCCAUGACAAUGAAGGCAGCAGCAGCAGCAGUUUCUCGAAACUUCCAGGAUGCUCCCUUGUAAAGGCCACGGGAGCCGACGACAAUGUCUACAACAACUCGAGCGCUCUUUGGAAGAGCAACCACACGGUGGUCAUCGAAGCGGAUGAUGAAGAAGAAGGAUCAGUGGACAAGGACAACAAGGGUGGCAGCGAAAAACAAAGAUAUGACGAAGACGAGGAAGAGAAUGUUUCAAAACCUCCCGGAGAGAAAAAAUCGACAAACCAAAAACCCGAAAAAGCUUCUCCGAAUUGGUUCCAGAAAAUCCUCGGGGAAUCCGCCGAGCAAAAGGCAAAGCGCAUCGCCGAAGAAAAAGCCAUGGCCAAGCAAAAUGCUUCGAAUUGGGGGAGGGACAUUACCGAUGACGACGACGACGACGACGAUGACAGCAACAACUCUAUGGAGGGGGAACAGAACACCAAAACUAGUACGAGCAACAAGGAUCACAAAUCAAUCACGACAGCACAAACCGCUGGUCACACAGUGGCAACAGUAGCCACAAUCGGGACGGCCCUGGCAACCUUUUGGGAGCACACCAAGGCCAUCUUUGACGAUCCCGACGCCGAUCCUGAGCUCCGAAAGCUCAUAGAAACCAUUUCGAGGCUCCGGGCUGCUCGGGCAAGGCAGAAUCAGUCCAAUUCUUCGAGGAUUGACAAGAGUACCCUCACCUCCAUCAAGCAGCAGCAUCGGGUCUUACAGAGAAAACUGGGAAGGACUGCUUUUCGGUACCGGAGGGACCCAUUUGCCGCUUGUAUCCGCGAGGUGUACAGACCGGAAAUCCUGGAGGUAGUCCACGGCCGAGUCCCCGAGGACGAAGAAAAACGCACCGGGGAUGAUAUCGAUCUCGCCCCCGAACAAGACGCGGUUGACAAGCUCCUCGACUCGAACAACUUCGACUACGGAUAUGCGCCCGAAGACGAAGAAAAAGACAAAGAAAAUGCCAGCGAUGAAGAAAAGUCGUCACCUGACGACGAAAGCGAUGGUCGCGACAACUCGAACCGCAGCGUGGAGCACAGCUCGCUGAUCCCCCUCGAAACGAGGUUGCUGCGGGCACAGCACAACGAAUGGAUGACCCAGAACCAGAUGGAUCUCGCCCGAAAGGUCCAGAAGGAAGCCAUUGAAUACCUGUCCCUUGAGCUCCUCCCGGAGCUCAAACAGCAACAAGCAAGCACGAACAAAGACGACGAAGAACAAUCAAAUGACCACGAUUUGUACGCCAUGUUUUUGACUCCGGUUGGAGAAUGGAAAAGAAAGAUCGACGAAGCAAAGGCUUCCAACGAAUCGCUCAGGGAGGCCUACAAGGCCCACCUCGCCGCGCAGGAAAAACUCCUGGCGGCGUACAGGGAACAAUGCGGCGAAGAAAACGAGAUCGACGAGAACGGCAGCGUGGUCCAAGCCAACGAAAACGGAGCCACGGCGAUUUCCCCCCUGCCCUCUCCGGUCCUCGACGAGAAGAGAAAGGUCCGACCGGUAAACUGGGCCAAGAACCUGCAAACCUCCGUGCGGUCGCUGCUAGCGCCUCCCAAGCUUGCACCCGAAUUAAUCACCGACGAAGCCGGCGAAGACACCGGCGACGUCCCGGAAUCCAUCAUCACAACCGGUGGUGGCGACGAAACCGAUGAGGAAGGUGGGGAAAGCGACGAGAAAGAGGAAGCACCGCCUUCCCCACCAAAGAUCCAAUUGUCCAUCGGGCGGAGGAGUACGAAGGGUGUUGACAAGGGCGCCCUUCCGGGUCGACUCUCGACGUCGAAGUAAAGCAGCACACCGCAUUAGAACGGCGCGCACGACAGGGCCAAUCCAGAAGGGAUGGAGUAGAUGUUGCAUAGAUGGUGCUAUUUUUGUUAUUGUUUAGUUCCACGGUUGGAAAAUGUUGGAUGGAUCGUUCAUUCGUUCCUCUCGCCUUGCAUCGACCGACGAAGAAAGUGAAAGGAAUCGAGACACGUCCUAUACAAGAAAGUCUGUUGAUGGUUUUUCUCUUCGAAAGAUAUCCCAAACUAGUAAUCACCGCAAAGGGGAAUAUGAAUGAUAUUAUUUGUUACGAUGAAUGUUGUAUGUUUGAACUCUAAAAUAAGAAUGCUAGUAGAAACUCGGUGAUCUAGGGGUAAGAAUUAACACAGUGGGUACAU
Pseudo-nitzschia multistriata is the source of this 2596-nucleotide messenger RNA. NCBI's taxonomy places the organism in Eukaryota, Bacillariophyta, Bacillariophyceae, Bacillariales, Bacillariaceae. The record is from the annotation of a GenBank genome assembly.